CGGAUUUUUUUCACAAAUUUUUUUAAUAAGGUAAAAAUUAUUUUGUAGUGCGAAAUUUAUAUUUAUAUUUUUCUAGAUACAAUAAAAUGUUUUUUAUUAAGUUGUCUGAAAUUUGUGUAUUAUUAUUAUACGUGAUAGUAGUGUUUGUUGAAGCUCCAAAUAAUUCCACGACAAGAAAUACAAUAAUUAUUAAUAGCCUUUGCCAAAACGAUGGAUGGCAACAUUUAACUGACUUACAGUAUGUAAAAUAUAGUAGUAGACCAUAUAUGUUAGAUAAUAUUAUUACAAUUGUCAAACACACUACGUGCAAUAAAAAAGUGCAUGCCGCUGCUUUAAUACUUCGUUGUACAUACGCUAAUGAUUUAAAAAAAAUAUUCAAUAUGGUUAUUGAUUAUUGUAAUGAAUGUAAAAAAGUUUUAUCUCAAAACAAAAAUUUCUAUGAAUGUACUAUAGAUUUAUUGACUAUAACUAAGAAAAUAACUUUAUUGGCAACAGUCAUGAAAGAAUCAUUGAUUUCAUUAGACGGGUUAUGUAUUACUCCUUUAAACGACACAAGAGAUGAUUAUAUAUUAUAUUGUUAUUUGUCACAUUUACAAAAAAUCGAAAAUAGUAUUAUUAAUAAAACUCCAUUACAGAAUAAUCCAAAUACUUGUGAAAAAAUCUUAGAAAACAUUGAUUUUACAUUUAAUAAAAUGAAAGAAGAUAUUAAUAUUGAUAUAAAUGAUAAAUCAAAAAAAUGUUUCUUUAAACCUGAAAUUGUUAAAGAAAUGUCGCAAGAUUUGAAAACAGUAAAUAAAAUAAAAAAAGAUAAAAAAAAAAUUUCUUCUUUAGAAUAUUUCAAUGAAAUAAUAGAUAAUGAUAUUAAGAAGAUUGUUAUAGAAAAGUGUUUCAAUUUAGGCUUCUAUUUUAACACAGAAAUUCAGAUGAUUGAUGUACCACUACCAAAAGAAGUUCUUGAUAAUAAAAAAAUGAAAAAGUCAGACACACCAUAUUUAAUCGAAAUAGAAAAAAAAAAGAAAACUGAAACCGGAGUCGCAGAAUUAUUAGACUUUCUUAAAAAUGCAUUAAAUUCUGACAAAAAUUUAAAUGUUGUAAAAUUAACUGGCCAAAAUUUAAAUGCUGAAAAAUCAGUUGACGUAAACUCAGUUGACAAAGAGUAUGAUGACACAGAAUUAAUUUACGAAAGUUUACUUCAGAAUUUGGAUUCAUCUGACUCAUCCGAAUUGAACCAUAAAAAAUUGAAGUUAUAGUAAGACAGAAUUUUUUUUUAUAAGCUAUUUUAUUCAAGUUUUUGUCAAAAAAAUAACUGCAAAUUGAGAGGAAAUUCAGCAAAAUUUAUAAUAUUUAAUUAAAAUUUUUCUGUAAAACUAAUUAAGAGUAUAUAUUUAAGACAUACACGACUAAUUUACACACAUCUAUUUAUUUAUAAUGAUUGAAAAAAAGAUAUUAUUGUACCAAAGCUUAAAAAAUCAAAUUAUAUG
Molecule: messenger RNA, 1481 nt
Organism: Daktulosphaira vitifoliae (grape phylloxera)
Lineage: Eukaryota; Metazoa; Arthropoda; Insecta; Hemiptera; Phylloxeridae
Exons: 4
Coding region: 87-1250 (387 amino acids)
Source: RefSeq, a predicted model, not a curated record